This is a messenger RNA of Penaeus vannamei (Pacific white shrimp), 311 nucleotides long. The record is from RefSeq and is a predicted model, not a curated record. NCBI's taxonomy places the organism in Eukaryota, Metazoa, Arthropoda, Malacostraca, Decapoda, Penaeidae.
AUGAAGGCGCGGCGGAGACGGCGCUGGACGCGGCGGAAGUCGAUCGUGCACACGUGCCCCCACUCGGGCUGCGCCAAGAUCUACGCCAAGUCGUCGCACCUGAAGGCGCACCUGCGCACGCACACGGGCGAGAAGCCGUACACGUGCGACUGGAAGGGCUGCGGCUGGCGCUUCGCGCGCUCCGACGAGCUCACGCGCCACUACCGCAAGCACACGGGCGACCGGCCCUUCCAGUGCCGCCUGUGCGAGCGCGCCUUCUCGCGCUCCGACCACCUCAGCCUCCACAUGAAGCGCCACAUGGCGCUCUGAGC